AUCAGGACCUACAUGGACGAAGCUAUAAUCAUUAUCAUCAUGAGUUAAGUGAACUCCCGCCGACAUCUGCAAAGAGCCAACGCUGUCCUCAGCCUUCCUCAUCUCGCCUACCCGUGUAGGUAAGCCGAUCUACUGUCGGACUGCUCCCAAAAACAUUAGAGCUACCUACUCUAGACUAGAGAGCGUUUCAUCAAAUAAAACAUCUGAAAAAAUCCAAAAGUUCCUCUACUUCCUCUACUGAAGACUCGACCUGACUGCCAAACGCUUCCCGCUGCUUUCACAUCUUUCAAAAUGGAAAUAACUGAUUUUGUCCAAAAUGAAGAAGAACCGCGGAAAGCUAUCUCAAUCCAAGUUGAAGUGAAACAAGAGAGCAUAUCAGAUAGCAAUGAUGAAAACUCAUCUGACUCUGAAUUAUCUGAAAAAGGCAUUAUUGGGGAACCUGAGAAUAAUGAAUCUGAAAAUUUCAGAAAUGAAAUAAAUGAAUCAACAAUACUUAUUGAACAUGAGGAAAACACUAGGGAAAACACUGAAGAGUUUUAUGAUGCAACACAGUUUUUACAAGUGGCUGUUGAUGAUGAUAGUGCAACACUGUCACUGACUAGUGUUGCGAUGAACCGCAAACCUCAUACUCGAGACAACCACAAGAGUAAAGAUACAAACAAUGCUGUUACCAAGCCUCGCCGAGCUGACGCCCUAAAUAAAUAUGAGUGUGAAAACUGCAAUCGUAACUUCCAAUCGAAAAGAAUAUUUAUUGCACAUAAGGUGCGAUGCAAUGUCAAAGAUAAUUUGAAAACUCUCAUCACAUUACACACUGGUGAAAAGCCAUACCAGUGUGACAUAUGCAACAAACGAUGGAAGAAGUAUUCUAAUCUAAAAGGCCACAUGAGAGUACAUACUGGUGAAAAACCAUUCGAAUGUAAAGUAUGCCAGAAAAGAUUUGCGGAGUCUGGUCAGUUAAAAGUCCAUGAAAGAUUGCACACAGGUGAAAAACCUUACGGGUGCGAUGUGUGCCCGGAAAGAUUUACGACUUCAAGUAAUUUAAAAGUUCACAUGAGAUUACACACAGGUGAAAAACCCUACGAGUGCAACAUUUGCAAGGAAAGAUUUACGACAUCGAGUAAUAUGAAAGUUCACAUGAGAUCACAUACAAGUGAAAAACCUUAUGUGUGCGAUAUUUGCAAAAAAGCAUUAACGACAUCAACAAGUUUAAAAGUUCACAUGACAUCACAUUCAGGUGAAAAAGAACACGAGUGCAAUAUUUGCCAAAAGAGAUUUAUGACGGCUAGCAAUUUAAAAAGUCACAUGAGAUCACAUACAGGUGAAAAAGCACACGAGUGCAAUAUUUGCCAAAAGAAAUUUAUGACGGCUAGCAAUUUAAAAUGUCACGUCAGAUCCCAUGGUGCAAAACCAUACGAGUGUGAAAUUUGCCAGAAAAGUUUCAUGACAAGAUAUAGUUUAACAAAACACAAACAGGGAAAUGAACAUAAAGAUAUUGCUCAAUAGAUAAGGUUCCAUUCUGAGGUCAACCCAAUGACAACCAUUGUACCAAUGAACCACGUCACAAACCUUCUAAGGGCUGAUUUUUCUAUGGUCAAAUAGGUGUUAUCUGAUGAAUACAAUUGUUGCUGUCACUGUCUGAUACAA
Molecule: messenger RNA, 1644 nt
Organism: Plutella xylostella (diamondback moth)
Lineage: Eukaryota; Metazoa; Arthropoda; Insecta; Lepidoptera; Plutellidae
Biological process (GO): regulation of gene expression
Cellular component (GO): nucleus
Source: RefSeq, a predicted model, not a curated record